Ilex paraguariensis (yerba mate) is the source of this 829-nucleotide messenger RNA. Lineage: Eukaryota; Viridiplantae; Streptophyta; Magnoliopsida; Aquifoliales; Aquifoliaceae. The record is from the annotation of a GenBank genome assembly.
UGCAAAUUCUUCUCACGCAUCAUUCUUGGAAGAGUACUCAAGAUACUGUGGAACUUCCUCCAACAAUACACAGGUGUCAAAAUCUGCAUGAACUAAUUUUCAGAGUUUAUCCACAGCUAGAUGUGCUCAGUGCGGUAACCCCAUCCUACUUAACUGAGCGCACAAUUCUUUCCGCCCUAUAUGAUGACGUCUGCGCUAUCAAUGAUGCUGGCAGCUAACAAGAUGUCGGGUGGUGACAACCUCAAUCGUUCUACCACUAAUCAAUAUCUAAGUGAGUUUUUGAAUUCUCUAAACACGUCAGGUUUACAACUUUUCAAGUUGCAGCUAAAAGUUUGGUGCUCCAUCAUUUUGUUGAGGAAUAUAGCUCCAAAAGUUGGCCUCUGCAAUGGGACAAGGCUUAUAGUUGUCAAGUGCGCAUUGCGGGUUAUUGAGACUAGAAUUCUAACUGGUGACAAAUUUGGGAAUUUAUGUUUAAUUCUGCGGAUAUUAUUAUCACCAUCGUCUAAAGAUUUACCGUUUCACAUGACUAGAAGUCAAUUUUCAGGCCUAACAUAUGCCAUGACAAUCAACAAGUUGUUGGGCUAGUCAGUCAAGUUUGUUAGUGUAGAUAUGCGCUCGUCGGUAUUCAGCCACGAUCACAUUCAUGUGGUCAUGUCUAGAUGCUCGUUUGCCGAUCGCAUUAGUGUCCUUCUCCCUCUUGAUGGAUUAGUUAGCACGACAAAUAUUGUAUAUCCAAAGGUGUUGUUGGACUCGAUGUAAAUAUUACUACUUUUUUUUAUGUGUUGCAGAUUACGUCAUGUGACGUUCAUGACUAUUGUUAUAGUUUAAU